GAUUACAAAGUUGUAACUGCAGAAUCAGGUUGAUACUCAGCAAAUAUUGUGCAAUAUCAAACAAAUCAUUAACAAUUUAUUCAAUGCGAUAUCCUACAUAGUUAUUAGUUUCCUACUAUUACAUUUCUCUCAGCAUUGAGGUACAAGAGAAUCACAAAGUAGCCUUUUAGUCGUUAUUGCCUUGCAAGCAUAUCUCAGCUCCAGGAAUGUCUGCAGGUGAUUGUGGCAAUGGCGGCAGUAGCGGCGGCUGCGAGUGUGGCUGUUGUUGUAUCCACAAUGGAGCUAAGAUGGAGGACAUACAGCCACACCCAGUGAUGGAACAGCUCCCAGGGGUCCAAUAUUGCAUCAAUAGUCCACCUCCAUGGCUGGAAGUCGUAGUUCUUGCGUUCCAGCAUUAUCUGAUGACCCUAGGUACAACUGUCUUGAUUCCAAGUGUGUUUGUAAACCAAAUGGGAGGCAGUAAUGUUGAGAAGGCUAAGGUGAUACAGACCUUACUAUUUGUUUCAGGACUAAACACACUAAUGCAGUCCUUAUUUGGCACCCGACUUCCCUCAGUAAUUGGUGGUUCAUACGCAUUUGUUAUUCCCAUGACUUCCAUUCUACAUGCCAAAAGAUAUCACUUGUCAUCUCCGGAGCCCAAUGGAGAUUACCGCACAUAUCAUAAGUUUGAAAGGACAAUGAGAGGUAUGCAGGGUGCUCUCAUUGUUGCCUCUUGUUUCCAGAUGCUUAUCGGCUUCCUAGGAGUGCAGAGAAAUGUUGUAAGGUUUCUUACCCCUCUUUCUGUGGUUCCUCUUAUGACUUUUACUGAACUUGGGCUAUACCAUCUUGGUUUUCAAAUGUAUCUUCCCCAUUAUGCAAAAGCAAAUACAAAGAGACGUGUGUGUGAUCGAUUUGCACUUCUGUUCUCUGUUGCAUUUGUAUGGGGCUAUGCGCAAAUUCUCACUUCAAGUGGUGCAUAUCAUAACGCUUCUGUAGCCACUCAAGCUAGUUGUCGCACUGAUUGCGCUGGCCUCAUUACUGGAGCUCCUUGGUUAUAUAUUCCUUAUCCAUUUCAAUGGGGGAGACCUACUUUUCAAGCUGGUGAAGCUUUUGCGAUGAUGGCUGCUUCUCUUGAGUCUACUGGCACAUUCCUUGCAACAGCAAGAUAUGGGAGUGCUACACCUGUUCCAGCUUCUGUAAUCAGUCGCGGUGUUGGUUGGCUGAGAUUUGGGACUUUGCUGUCUGGUAUAUUUGGUACCUUGACUGGUUGUACAGCAUCAGUUGAAAAUGUUGGUUUAUUGGCAAUGACAAGAGUAGGAAGUCGAAGAGUCAUUCAAGUAUCAGCUGGGUUUAUGAUAUUCUUCUCUUUAUCAGGAAAAUUUGGGGCAUUUUUCGCUUCGAUACCUCUGCCAAUUACAGCAGCUUUAUACUGUUUCUUCUUCGGCUAUGUAGGCUUCUCUUUCUUCCUUGGACUCUCUGUACCACAAUACUUCCGGGAAUAUCAACUUAGUUCAGGAGCCAGUCCCGUUCACACGCAUUUGAGAUGGUUUAAUGACAUGGUAACGGUCAUCUUCACAUCCCAUGCCACGGUGGCUGUUUUAGUUGCGGUGAUAUUGGAUUGCACUCUUGCUCGCGAGGACGACGAGGGUGGAAAAGAUAGCGGAUCGCAUUGGUGGGAGAAGUUCAUGUUUUAUACUAGAGAUGUGAGAAAUGAUGAAUUUUAUAAACUCCCUUGUAAACUCAACAAUCUUUUCCCUCCUGUGUAAAUUCAACAAGCUUUUUGUCCUUCAGCACACUUAGUUAAUUGGUUGCUAUUUAUUCUUUCUUGUAA
Messenger RNA from Rhododendron vialii, 1810 nucleotides. Its product is annotated as putative nucleobase-ascorbate transporter 10. The record is from RefSeq and is a predicted model, not a curated record. Lineage: Eukaryota; Viridiplantae; Streptophyta; Magnoliopsida; Ericales; Ericaceae. Bases 207 to 1745 code for a protein of 512 amino acids. Gene Ontology annotation, cellular component: membrane. The transcript is spliced from 13 exons. Gene Ontology annotation, molecular function: transmembrane transporter activity. Gene Ontology annotation, biological process: transmembrane transport.